CUGGUCGAUUACCCAAACCAACUAACCUUCUUCUCUUCCCCCGGCCCCAACCGAACCCAAUCAAUCCAUCUCCCUUUUUCUCUUUCUCUCUCUGGAUCUCUCUUUUUCUUUGGUAAUUCAACCCUCUCCUCUCCUCUGGUUGUUUCAUUUCCUUCCUAUACCAACCAACCAAAUAUCUCAGCAGCAGCUGGUUUUGCGGGGAAGGCAUAUAUAGGAGGCGGAAGAGCUUAAUUAAUUGUUUGCGCAAUCUAAUAAAGGCGACAUAUAUAUAUUACAUCGAUCUCUAUUAUCUAUGGGUAAAAUUAGCAGUGCAGCAGUGGAAGAGGAGGAGGAAGAAGAAUCGCCGUUAGUUACCAAUGAUGAUGAGCAUCAUCAAGCUAUCAUAUCGACUGCAAGUUUAUCUGCAGCUGUUUCAUCAUCAUCAGAAGAAGAAGAUCCAAUCUCCCAGCAGAAACAGCUGCAGCAGCAGCAAGGCGAUCUGGUUCACAGAACUGGAACGAGAUGGACGGCGGUGGCGCAUAUCAUAACGGCGGUGAUAGGGGCUGGAGUGCUGUCGCUGGCAUGGGCGGUGGCGCAGCUUGGUUGGAUCGCGGGACCAUUGUCGAUGAUGGCCUUCGCUGGAAUCACGUACGUCUCCGCCACCAUCCUGUGCGAUUGCUACCGUUACCCUGACCCUGAGGUGGGCCCCCGCCGCUUCCGCUCCUUCUUGGACGCCGUCCACCACUACCUCGGAGAAAGGAGCCACAAAGCUGGUGGAGUACUUGUCCAGGCAAACCUCUUCGGCACUGCAAUUGCUUACACCAUCACCUCCGCCACCAGCAUCAGAGCCAUCCGGGAAUCCAACUGUUAUCACAAGGAAGGGCACCAAGCUCCUUGCAACAGCUACGGGGACGGGUAUAACAUGCUGGCGUUCGGGGUUGUCCAAGUAGUAAUGUCCCAGAUUCCGGAUUUCCACAACAUGGAAUGGCUCUCCAUCCUCGCAGCCAUCAUGUCCUUUGCCUAUGCCGUCAUUGGAUUCGGCCUCGGCUUCGCCAAAGUCAUUGGUACGUACGUUCGUUCUAUACUAUAUAAUGGAGAGAUUAAAGGGAGCAUGACCGGCGUGCCUGCUGCCAACACUGCCGACAAAAUAUGGCUAGCGUUUCAAGCCAUUGGGGACAUCGCAUUUGCGUAUCCUUACUCUCUUAUACUGCUCGAGAUACAGGACACUCUGAAGUCCCCGCCGGCCGAGAACAAAACGAUGAAGAAGGCGUCGGUGACGGCAAUAUUCAUCACGACCUUCUUCUACCUGGCGUGCGGGUGCUUUGGGUACGCUGCAUUUGGAGUGGCAACUCCCGGCAAUCUCCUCUCUGGCUUCGGAUUCUACGAGCCUUACUGGCUCAUCGACUUCGCUAACGCCUGCGUCCUUCUCCACUUGGUGGGUGCCUACCAGAUGUACGCCCAGCCGGUGUUCGCGUACGCCGAAGCAUGGUUCACCACCAACUUCCCGGACAGCAAGCUGGUCAACAAGCACUACAACCUCAGUCUCCCCUCCUCCAAACACGUGAUCACCGUCACUGCUUUACGGUUGUGCUUCAGAACUGCAUACGUGGCCGUGAGCACUGCCAUCGCCAUGUCCUUCCCUUACUUCAACCAGAUUCUAGGAGUGCUUGGAGGCCUCAAUUUCUGGCCAUUGUCCAUCUACUUCCCCGUCGAGAUGUACUUGGUCCAGAGGAGAAUUGGGGCUUGGACUAAGGAAUGGGUCCUUCUCAGAGCCUUUAGCUUGGGUUGCUUGAUUGUCUCCAUUUUGGCUCUCAUGGGUUCUAUCCAAGGACUUUUCAGUGCCAAGUUUGGAUGAACUAAUUAUCUAGUCUUGGAAAUUAUUGUUCUUGUAUAAGCUAAGCAAUUCUGUGUCUGUGUUGAUAUAUAUAUAUAUGCUUCCUAUCUGUACUUACAAUAAUAGAGCUUUGAAGUUUAAACUCUCUCUCAAAAAAAGAAAGGGUUAAUUGUAUGGUUGGUCACUGAGAUUACCAAAAACGUUCAUGUUUGGUCACUGGAAAUAUUUAAAUCCAAUUUUAGUCACUCAAAUUAGUUAAAUGGUUCAAGUUUGGUCACUCUCCGUCCAACUCCG
This is a messenger RNA of Linum tenue, 2107 nucleotides long. The record is from the annotation of a GenBank genome assembly. NCBI's taxonomy places the organism in Eukaryota, Viridiplantae, Streptophyta, Magnoliopsida, Malpighiales, Linaceae.